AAGAAAUUCCUACUCAAAACUGAAACUCCCAUCUUCUCUCUAAUCUCUCUGUGUGUUCUUCAAAGUCUACUCCUUCAAAAAAAUCUUCGCCGGCUUUCUCUUCUCCUUCCUAACCCUUCCCCCCAAAAACCCCAGAUUUAGGGUUAGGGUUUGAGUUUUCGAAUUUCCGAUUCGAAUUGCACAAAGAAAUGGGGAAAGGCGGAGCUUUAUCAGAAGGCGUGGUGAAGAACGUCCUGCUAUCCUACGCCUAUGUCUCCGUAUGGAUCUUCCUCAGUUUCACUGUGAUUGUCUACAACAAGUACAUCUUGGACCGAAAGAUGUACAACUGGCCGUUCCCGAUCUCGCUCACCAUGAUCCACAUGGCCUUCUGCUCUUCCUUGGCUUACCUUCUCGUCCGGGUCUUCAAGGUCGUCGAACCCGUUUCCAUGACCCGGGAACUCUACCUCAAAUCCGUCGUGCCCAUCGGAGCUCUCUACUCUCUCUCCCUCUGGUUCUCCAAUUCCGCUUAUAUCUAUCUGUCUGUCUCCUUCAUCCAGAUGCUUAAGGCUCUUAUGCCCGUCGCCGUUUACUCCAUUGGGGUUUCCUUCAAGAAGGACUCUUUCAAAUAUGACACCAUGAUCAACAUGGUUUCGAUCUCUCUUGGAGUCGCCAUCGCCGCUUACGGUGAAGCUAAAUUCGAUUCGUGGGGUGUCUUCCUGCAGCUCUGUGCCGUUGCUUUCGAGGCAACCAGGUUGGUUCUGAUUCAGAUUCUGCUUAAUGCCAAAGGGAUUAGCCUGAACCCCAUCACUUCGCUUUACUAUGUCGCUCCUUGUUGUUUCGUCUUCUUGUGCGUCCCCUGGGUGCUUGUUGAAUUUCCUCUGUUGAGGGAUACAUCGAGCUUCCAUUUCGAUUUCUUCAUUUUCGGGACGAACUCAUUCUGUGCCUUCGCCUUGAACCUCGCUGUGUUCUUGCUUGUCGGGAAGACUUCGGCUUUGACCAUGAAUGUUGCUGGGGUUGUCAAGGAUUGGCUUCUGAUCGCCUUCUCUUGGUCGGUGAUUAAGGAUACGGUGACACCCAUUAAUCUGUUUGGGUACGGAUUGGCUUUCCUGGGAGUUGCGUAUUACAACCAUUCGAAAUUGCAGGCGCUUAAAGCCAAUGAGGCUCAGAAGAAGACCCAGCAGGCCAAUGAGGAAGCUGGGAGGUUGCUGGAGGAGAGAGAUAAUGAUGGGGUCGGAAGGAAGAACGAAACAGAGAAUUGAUUUCAACAGCUAAUCUGAAAGCUUUGGCGUGCAAAUGGGUAGGAAAAGAAAAGGAAGAAAGAGCAAACCAGGUAGAAGAGGAUCUACUAAAGAAAUUGCAAAAAACUCAAUGCUGGUUUAAUUCGCUGUUUGCACGUUUAGAUUUGAAGGUUUUGUUUUUUGGUACGUGGUCUAAGAUAUUUAUUAUUAUACUUAGUUUUGUAGCAUUUUUUAUUUGGCUCUUUAUUGUUCAAUUUAGAUAUGGCCCUUUCUCUAGGCCAUUGGAUGAUGGCUCAGAGUUGAUCUGUGCCGGUGGAUUUGACAAUUUAUCAUUAUGGUAUAAGAUUAUUACUGAUGUUUAUGGAGCUAUUUAUUGCUUUUUUCA
Ziziphus jujuba (common jujube) is the source of this 1602-nucleotide messenger RNA. Its product is annotated as probable sugar phosphate/phosphate translocator At5g25400. The record is from RefSeq and is a predicted model, not a curated record. NCBI's taxonomy places the organism in Eukaryota, Viridiplantae, Streptophyta, Magnoliopsida, Rosales, Rhamnaceae. The coding region runs from base 189 to 1238 and encodes 349 amino acids. Gene Ontology annotation, cellular component: Golgi apparatus; trans-Golgi network; endosome. The transcript has a single exon. Gene Ontology annotation, molecular function: antiporter activity.